CUUUAUUCCACCUUUGUCCAAUAGCCUGUGAGAUUGUAAGAUUACGACAGAAAGCAACAAGAAGUUUCCAAAAUGGGGCUUGAAAGUACUAUGGUCUGUGUGGACAACAGUGAAUACAUGAGAAAUGGGGACUUUCUACCAACGAGGCUACAGGCUCAACAAGAUGCCGUCAACAUCGUUUGCCACUCAAAAACACGCAGCAAUCCAGAAAAUAACGUGGGCCUUAUCACUAUGGCAAAUAACUGUGAGGUCCUGACCACGCUGACACCAGACACCGGCCGCAUCCUGUCCAAACUCCACGCUGUCCAGCCCAAAGGAAAGAUCUGCUUCUGCACGGGCAUCAGAGUGGCUCAUCUGGCCCUAAAGCACAGACAAGGAAAAAACCACAAGAUGAGGAUCAUUGCCUUUGUUGGGAGUCCUGUGGAGGAUAAUGAAAAAGAUCUUGUCAAGUUGGCGAAACGCUUGAAAAAAGAGAAAGUGAAUGUGGAUAUCAUCAACUUCGGAGAAGAGGAGGUGAACACAGAAAAGCUGACUGCUUUUAUAAAUACUCUGAAUGGGAAGGAGGGGACAGGCUCCCACCUGGUCACAGUCCCUCCAGGACCUAGUCUGGCUGAUGCCCUGCUGUCCUCACCCAUCCUGGCUGGAGAAGGCGGCUCUAUGAUGGGUCUCGGUGCCAGUGACUUUGAAUUUGGUGUGGAUCCAAGUGCAGAUCCAGAGCUGGCCCUGGCCCUGCGUGUAUCUAUGGAGGAGCAGCGACAGAGGCAGGAGGAAGAGGCCCGCAGAGCUGCCGCCGCCUCUGCAGCCGAGGCCGGCGUGCCCACACCCAGCGCAGACGAAUCGGAGGAGGCCUUGUUGAAGAUGUCGGUAUCUCAGCCUGAGAGCGGUGCAGCAGUGCUUCCUGACUUCAGCAGCAUGACAGAGGAGGAGCAGAUAGCCUACGCCAUGCAGAUGUCUCUGGCUGGAGGAGAGUAUGGUGAAAUGGACACAGGAGCCCCCAUGGACACUGCAGAAUCAGCCAAGGAGGAAGACGACUACGACGUGAUGCAGGACCCAGAGUUCCUCCAGAGUGUCUUGGAGAACCUACCCGGUGUCGACCCAAACAAUGAGGCCAUCCGCAACGCCAUGGGCUCCCUGGCCUCCCAGACGGGGAACAAGCCAGACGGCAAAAAGGACGAAGAGAAGAAGAAAUGAGGAACGAAUGGAGACUUCGGACGUUAACUAGAGAAUAACGAACACUUACAGACUAAUGCAGGAUUUCUUUUUAUAUUUAUAUAUAUAUAUAUAUAUAUAUAUAUAUAUAUAUAUAUAUAUAUAUAUAUAUAUAUAUAUAUAUAUAUAUAUAUAUAUAUAUAUAUACACGAAAAGAUUGCUGAUGCGUCGCCCUGCAUGACAGCACUCUGACAUUUAAUACCACCCUUCUCUGUCAAGACACUCAAAAGCACCAACGUAGAAGGAAAUAUUUUAAAAAAACUACAGCAUUUGAUGACGAUUUAGAGUGUAAUUUGCCCCCAAAACAUAAAUUGAUGAAAAAAAAUGCCUUGUGCGCUCUUUACCCAACAUUUCUCUACAUGGUAUAAUUAGUAAUAAUUCACCCAACAGAGUUUGUGAUGGCAGGCUUUUAAACUAAACACUUAACCACACUCCUGUCAUGCCUUUGUGGUUUUUUUUUUGCAAUAAAACCUCUGUGUAAAUA
Amphiprion ocellaris (clown anemonefish) is the source of this 1693-nucleotide messenger RNA. RefSeq names its product 26S proteasome non-ATPase regulatory subunit 4. Gene Ontology annotation, cellular component: cytosol; proteasome regulatory particle, base subcomplex; nucleus. The coding region runs from base 73 to 1191 and encodes 372 amino acids. Gene Ontology annotation, biological process: proteasome-mediated ubiquitin-dependent protein catabolic process. Lineage: Eukaryota; Metazoa; Chordata; Actinopteri; Pomacentridae. Gene Ontology annotation, molecular function: polyubiquitin modification-dependent protein binding. The record is from RefSeq and is a predicted model, not a curated record. The transcript is spliced from 10 exons.